AUGAAAUGUGCUCAUUACUUCUGGUUUGCUCCCCAGGAUGGAGAUGUGAUGAAGAAGAUGGAGCUGGCGAGCAAGAGGUGCCAGCAGACGCUGAGGGACCUGGAAGGACUGCUCCAGCACUUGGAAGUAAUGUUUAGUCUGACGCAGGUUCCCCGGGUUCUUUUCCUGCUUGGAGGCACCAUCAUGAGCCCCAAGGAGCUCUAUGAGCUCAACUUGGAGGGCGUCUGCGAGGGCAGCGCUGAGGAGAGCCUGCAGACUGCGUCCUGUGUGCGCAAGCUGUUCCACUCGCUCUUCGUUGCGGACGUCUUCAGUGAGCUGAAGGCUCUCCCUGCCACGGACACUGUUGUCAUGCUCCAAGGACGCCGUGAUUGUGGUGUGGAUUGGUUCUGGCCCAAGCUCAACUACAAGGUACCGACCCGAGGGAAGAAGCUGACUGUGAACUUGUCCUGUGGUGGAGAGAAGCACCUCAGUGCCUCGUCUGCUCAGCACGUGGCUUCUACCUGGGAGGACUACGUCUGGUUCCAAGCACCUGUGAUGCUGAAAGGCUUCCAGGAAUGA
Chaetura pelagica (chimney swift) is the source of this 558-nucleotide messenger RNA. It is a transcript of the gene MAD2L1BP, whose product is annotated as MAD2L1 binding protein. The transcript has a single exon. Gene Ontology annotation, biological process: regulation of exit from mitosis. Lineage: Eukaryota; Metazoa; Chordata; Aves; Apodiformes; Apodidae. Gene Ontology annotation, cellular component: nucleus. The record is from RefSeq and is a predicted model, not a curated record. The coding region runs from base 1 to 558 and encodes 185 amino acids.